This is a messenger RNA of Suhomyces tanzawaensis NRRL Y-17324, 783 nucleotides long. RefSeq names its product aurora kinase (gene IPL1). Gene Ontology annotation, molecular function: ATP binding; protein kinase activity. The transcript has a single exon. The record is from RefSeq and is a predicted model, not a curated record. Lineage: Eukaryota; Fungi; Ascomycota; Pichiomycetes; Serinales; Debaryomycetaceae. Gene Ontology annotation, cellular component: chromosome passenger complex; spindle microtubule; spindle midzone. Gene Ontology annotation, biological process: protein phosphorylation; mitotic spindle organization; regulation of cytokinesis. The annotation marks the transcript as partial.
UUCGAAAUCGGCCGCAUUCUCGGCAAGGGAAAGCUCGGGAAGGUGUACUGUGCUAAGCACGUGGAGUCGGGGUAUAUUGUGGCCCUCAAGGUGAUGUCCAAAAAGGACUUGGUGGAGUUGAAGCUCGAAAAGAACUUCAGACGAGAAAUUGAGAUCCAAUCGCGGUUGAUCCACCCCAAAAUAUCCAGGCUCUAUGGCUUCUUCAAUGACGACAAGAAUGUGUAUCUCAUUUUGGAGUACUCCAUCUAUGGCGAACUCUACCAGCAUCUCAAGGUCAAAUGCCGUUUCGACAACCCUACUGCCUCCCACUAUAUCUACCAGGUGGCACAGGCAUUGUACUAUUUGCAUUCAAAAAACAUAAUUCAUAGAGAUAUCAAACCAGAAAAUAUCUUACUAUCCCUUGACAAUUGCAUAAAGCUAAGUGAUUUCGGCUGGUCCGUAUACCAAAAUCCAACUUCUUCUACAAAAAGACUCACCAUUUGUGGCACCCUAGACUAUUUGCCCCCAGAAAUGAUCGAGAGUAAUGAGCACGAUUAUAACGUUGACAUCUGGUCCUUGGGUAUCUUGUGCUUUGAGUUUUUAACAGGAAAACCGCCAUUCGAAGAAAUAGACAAAAAUGCAACCUACAAAAGAAUUGCCAAAGUCGAUCUUCAAAUUCCAGAAUACAUAGAUGACGAUGCGGCUGAUUUGAUAGUGAAGUUGCUACAGAAAACCCCUCGAACCAGAAUGGCAUUGACCAAAGUAUUCACACAUCCCUGGAUUCUUAAGAAUAAACCAUACUGG